Adelges cooleyi (spruce gall adelgid) is the source of this 1063-nucleotide messenger RNA. It is a transcript of the gene Sgt1, whose product is annotated as protein SGT1 homolog. The record is from RefSeq and is a predicted model, not a curated record. Gene Ontology annotation, biological process: protein stabilization. The transcript has 2 exons. Gene Ontology annotation, molecular function: protein-folding chaperone binding. NCBI's taxonomy places the organism in Eukaryota, Metazoa, Arthropoda, Insecta, Hemiptera, Adelgidae. Bases 186 to 749 code for a protein of 187 amino acids.
UCUGUAUCUUUAUAAAAUAAUUCUAGAACAUUCAGUACAAGAAAAAUUGUCAUUUUUGUUAUGUACCUACUUAUACUAAAACAUAUUUUCGUAUAAGUCUUAAAACAAGUUUUAAAUUUUUAAUUCGUCAUAAAACUUCAGGCAUCCUUCAUAAUUUAAUCGCCACUCAAUUUGUAAAAACGAUUAUGGCCUGUAAAACUGAUCAAACAGAAACUGCAAUUAAAAAAGACUGGUAUCAAUCAGAAACUCAUGUAUAUAUUACUAUACUGGGUAAACAUUCAUCGAAAGAAGAUUGCUCUAUACGAUUUGAACCAGACAGUAUAACCGUUGAAGCAAAAUUUGCUACCGGUCAACUGUACACGUUGUGCUUAAAGCUUUUUAAAAAUAUUGUACCAGAUCGUUGUAAUUAUAAAGUUUUGUCAUCAAAAUUGGAAGUAGUCCUUGCUAAAGCUGAAUCGGGAAGAUGGGACACAUUGGAAUGCGUCAAGCCCACACCCAGUGUAAGCAUUGAAAAACGCAAUUGGGACAAACUAGUCAGUGAAAUGACAAAAGACGAUGAUGAAAACGAUGUUAAUAGUUUGUUUAGAAAAAUUUAUUCUGAAGGCAGUGAUGAAGUGCGCAAAGCUAUGAACAAGUCGUUUUUAGAAUCCGGCGGCACAGUUCUCAGUACAAACUGGAAAGACGUGGCCAAAGAUAAAGUCGAUAUUAAACCUCCGGAAGGCAUGGAAUGGAAAAAAUGGGAUGAAUAACAAAUGCCAUAAAUGUUUGUCAUGUAUUUAAUAAUUUCAUUGUAAAAAUAUAUCAUUCGUCUGCCAUGACUUUUAUAUUGUACAUAGCUCCAAAUUAAAUUGUAGACAAUACCUUGUAUCCUUUUCAUGUUUAGCAAAUACAUGAUUAUCAUUACAUUUUGUUUUAUAACUGUCAUAAACUUUUCUUAAAUUAUUUAUAAUUUACAUGUCAGCUAAAUUAAUUUCACUUUUGUUAAUUUUUUUUAUGAAUUACUACAAAUAAAAAAACUAUUAUUAAAUUUUUAAACGAAAUAUAACGCAACGAUACUAAAAUA